GCCUGCUGGAGGAGGAGAUACGCAUCAUAUAUACCUAACCAACAGUCUUUCUGGAUCACUCUGCUGGUAGGAACCGAUCACGGGGCACGUGCGUGCAGUCGAUACGCCGGAGCGCUGUGAGUCGUGGACUAACUGCGGGGCGCUUGCGGGAAUACGAGGAGCAUCUCUGCACGAGAGGGAAUAAAUCUAGUUUUCCUGUCCGUCUCCACACAGACUUUGAUUUAGAGGGCAUUUAUUUGGUGCUAAAAGUGAGAGAACGAUAUCAGGAAAGAUGUUACCGACGACAUUAGGGGGUUAGAGGUGCUGAGGUUCAUCCCAUCACUGAAUAUGGAGUAAAUUCCCACGUCUUCUCUAAUUUUGACUCGGAAUACAGUGAACGGGAGCGCGUCACGAUUAUACGUCUCACAUUCAAGGGAGAAAUCAUUCCAUUCACAAGCAAUUGGAUGAGAGUCAUACUUGCCCUUGGCAACUAAAGAUGACGUUACUAUGGAAACGACUUGUGGUGCUAUCAAUCAUUGGCUGCCUCGCAGUCUCAUCAGCACAUGCAGAAGACACAAAGUUUCUUGGUCCAAGCUGGAAAAAGGAACCCGAAGAUCUGAGACUGCCCAUCCACUCUCCUGAGCAGGAGGCUGUUUUAACCUGUGAGGCAUCGGGAGUCCCUUCCCCUCAGUACAGAUGGUCUCUAAACGGAACGCUCAUUGAUCUUCUUGGUGACGAGAGGCGUCACCAGUCUGGGGGUAACCUGAUCAUUACCGGCCUGGAUCGGGACCAAGACAGCGGUGUCUACCAGUGCACUGCCUCCAACACCCGGGGAACCAUUCUCAGCCAGAGAGCCACACUACAGUUUGCAUAUCUGGAAAGCUUCAAAACGCAGACAAGAAGUGCUGUGAAUGUGAGGGAAGGCCAAGGGGUUGUUUUGUUAUGUGGCACACCUUUGCAUUCCGGUGAGCUCACAUUCACCUGGGUCUUCAAUGAGUACCCUCACUUCGUCCAGCAAGACAGCCGGCGCUUUGUAUCCCAAGAGACGGGGAAUCUCUACAUAGCUAAAGUGGAAACGUCCGAUGUUGGGAAUUACACCUGCGUGGUUAAUAACACUGUUACCAAGGAGAGGGUGUUCAGUUCGCCAACACCUUUAGUUCUGAGAAAUGACGGCGCGAUGGGAGAGUACGAGCCUAAAAUAGAGCUUCAUUUCCCCGACACCAUUCCAGCUGCUAAAGGAUCCACGUUGAAGCUAGAAUGCUUUGCCUUGGGAAAUCCAGUUCCCAAGAUCAGCUGGAGAAGAACCAGUGACGUUUCAUUCCCAAACAAAGUCAAACUGAAAAAUUCUAACGCCAUUCUGGAGAUUCCAAAUUUUCAACAAGAGGACACAGGGACAUAUGAGUGCAUAGCGGAAAACAGUCGCGGAAAGAAUGCUGCGAGAGGUCGUGUGUCUUUCCAUGCCACACCUCAUUGGCUGCAGACGAUGAUGGACACAUCAUUGUCCAUUGAGGAGAAUCUGUUUUGGGAGUGCAAAGCCAAUGGGAAACCAAAACCCUCAUACAGCUGGCUGAAGAAUGGAGAAACUCUUAUAUCAGAGGGCCGAGUGCAAAUAGAGAACGGCGCUCUCUCCAUCUCCUCGCUAAACCUCUCAGAUGGCGGGAUGUAUCAGUGUGUGGCAGAGAACAAGCACGGCAUCAUUUAUUCUAGCGCCGAACUGAUGGUGCUUGCCUCUGCUCCCAGCUUCUCCCAGAAUCCUUUGAGCCGAGUGCUUAAGGCUCGCUCGGGUAGUGACGUUAGCCUAGAUUGCAGGCCACAUGCUUCGCCCAGAGCCAUUAGCCUGUGGAAAAGAGGGACCGAGAUACUGCAAAGAAGCGAACGGAUUUCUCUCUUCCCAAAUGGGACUCUUAAGAUUGCCAACGUAACUAAGCGAGAUGGAGGUAGUUACACAUGUAUCGCUAAAAACCAGUUUGGCACAGCUAGCACAACAGGAAGACUGAUAAUCACAGAGCCCACAAGGAUCAGCCAGGGCCCCAGCAGCACAGAGAUCACGGUGGGUGAGAGCAUCGUGCUGCCCUGCCAGGUGACUGCCGAUCCAGCCUUGGACGUGGCCUUCUCCUGGGCCUUUAACGGUCAGCCCAUUGAUUUCCAUCAGGACGCCGACCACUUCGAGCGAGUGGGAGGGAGCUUUUCCGGUGAUCUUAUGAUUAGAAACAUCCAGCUUAAUCACGGUGGGAAGUACGUUUGUCUCAUCGAUACAGACGUCGAGAGUUUGUCUGCUGACGCAAUAUUGGUUGUUAAAGGUAGGAACAAAUUGUUUUCGGUUUAUAUGUCCACAUGCACAAUAUUUGCCGUCUGCGCCCAUUUUCCUGAGGUGAUCAAUGGAAACACUCUGACUGCAACCGUGGUGGGUUUGAACGCUUGGGUGGAAUAUGAGUUCAGAGUCCUGGCCAGUAACAGUGUCGGGAUGGGAGAGCCCAGUCCCCCGUCUACCAAGAUCAGAACAGAAGAUGCUAUGCCUGACACGGCUCCCACUGAUGUCGGAGGCGGAGGAGGUACCAAAUCGGAAUUAGUGAUAACAUGGGAGCCUGUUCCAGAGGAGUUGCAGAACGGAGAGGGCUUCGGUUAUAUCAUCGCUUUCCGGCCAGUGGGAAUGGUCACUUGGACCCGAGCCGUGAUCUCGGCACCCAGCGUCACCCGCUACGUUUUCCGAAAUGACACCAUCCCACCGUUCUCACCAUUCAACGUCAAAGUGGGAGCGUUCAACAACCGUGGAGAAGGACCUUUCAGCAGUAUUGCAACAGUGUUCUCUGCAGAGGAAGUGCCGAGCGUAGCGCCAGAGAGAGUGUCAGCAAAAAGUCUGUCGGCGGCCGACAUCGAAGUUACCUGGGAGCCGAUUGCAUCGACCCCUGAAAGAGUUCUCGGAUAUGAGGUGGUGUACUGGGAAGAUGACACCAAGCCGGAUACAGUGGGUAAAGUGCGGAUCACUGGAAACUACACAGCAGUGAAUGUCAGCGGCCUGCAAGGGAACACUCAGUAUUAUCUAGCGGUGUGUGCCUUCAAUACUGCAGGAACUGGCCCCCAGUCUGUACCUGUCAAUGUUACCACCAAAAAACCACCGCCUGGACAGCCCCCUCAGAAUGUAGAGUGGAAUCUGAUUGGCUCUCAGCUCGUGCUGCAGUGGGAUCCCGUCAUCGCUCUCGAAACUGAAUCUGAGGUCACGGGAUACAUAGUGCUGUACAGAAGACACCGGAAUAACGACAUGUACUCCAUCAUCACCAACAAAACCUCGGUUGAGUUGACCCUCAAUCCGAACGACAACUACGUCAUUCAGAUCAAGACCCUCAGUGAAGGAGGCUUGGGGGAAGGAAGCGAGCCCAUCCACAUUCACCAACUCAGCAUGGGUGCCCGUGGAUCCAGAGCAGGAAGGCUGUGCACACUUUCUCUCUCUCCACUCCUCAUUUGCGCUCUGUCGACGCUCAGUGCCUCCUGAUGUUCGCCUCCCAUGAGCACCAGACCCAACCACUCCAAGAAAAAAUACACUUUCUGCUCUUUGCUCAUACAAGGCUUAUGUUUCCCAUCACAAUCUGACCAGAUGGGAUUCCCCAGCUCUGGCAACAUGUAUGGAAGAGCCGGAUAUUGAAAUGUCAUGGGAAUGUUGGGGAAUUCAUCAUUAGUAAACAUGGCAGAGCCCUGCAAGAGAGUCAUUAGGGUUUUGGGGAUGAUCUAGAGUACUGUAAAAAAAAAAACAUCCAGGA
Molecule: messenger RNA, 3734 nt
Organism: Sinocyclocheilus rhinocerous
Lineage: Eukaryota; Metazoa; Chordata; Actinopteri; Cypriniformes; Cyprinidae
Product: contactin-3-like
Exons: 22
Coding region: 476-3469 (997 amino acids)
Biological process (GO): brain development; axon guidance; cell-cell adhesion
Cellular component (GO): plasma membrane; axon
Molecular function (GO): cell-cell adhesion mediator activity
Source: RefSeq, a predicted model, not a curated record